Messenger RNA from Xylona heveae TC161, 915 nucleotides. RefSeq lists its product as hypothetical. The transcript has a single exon. The record is from RefSeq and is a predicted model, not a curated record. NCBI's taxonomy places the organism in Eukaryota, Fungi, Ascomycota, Xylonomycetes, Xylonales, Xylonaceae. The coding region runs from base 1 to 915 and encodes 304 amino acids.
AUGACGCGAACAAAACCUUUGCUCUCUGUGCCUUCGAGGCUAGGGCAAUGUCAUACUUUCCUCCCUCGACACUUCUCCACGUCCAAGGCGGCCUUCAAGAUUGGUCCGGAAUCGCCCAGAUUUAUCGAAGUUCCUCAACCAAUUCAGCCGCAAGCCCCCGGGGUGCCAGUUGUAAAAGGUGUACUGCCUGUGCCUCGACAGAUUUUCUCGAAGCGUGGGCCGGUGAAAACAUCAAAAGCCUACUAUGAUAAAACUGUACCAAAACCAAACAAGCACCAUCGCCAUGUCGGAGCAAAGAACUCGGAAGAGUCCCAUUAUCUUAUUUGGAAAAAACAAUCGGCGGAGCUGAGAAGACGGAAUUUGCGAGAAGGACUUUUGGAAUUGUCGCACAGAAAAAUAAACACCGAUAAUAUUGUUGCAGCAAGAAGCGCAGCGAAGCAGGCCGACCAUCAGCGGCUCAUCAAUGAGCCUGAGCGGGAAGACGAACGCCUCACAAAUCCUUCUAUUCUGGUCUCGAUGAAGCAACAGAAGAUUGGCAUGCUGCCUGAUCCCAACCGAGAAAGCCGAAUUGUCGACAAAACCUUGAAACUUCAAGAACGCCAGGCUGCGAAAGAGCAAGAACGGAAAGAUCGGUUGCAUACCCUUUAUACUCAGGCUCGAGAAUUUAUCACAACGGAGGCGCAACUCAACGAAGCCAUUGACAGAACGUUUGUGGAGUACCCCGAAGAGUUCACCAGUGAUGGAGGGCUUGGUGAGAACAUUUGGAACAGAGGGUCACCUGAGACAGUUCAGCAGAUGCUGAAUGAGAUCAAUAGAACCGGAAGCAAUGCAAUCAAGCAUUACACCGGUGUGGGAGAUAUUACUCAGAAGCGUGUUCGGAGAAUUGCGGAAGAAUUGACCGGCGGUCGAUUGUAA